Molecule: messenger RNA, 811 nt
Organism: Belonocnema kinseyi
Lineage: Eukaryota; Metazoa; Arthropoda; Insecta; Hymenoptera; Cynipidae
Exons: 3
Coding region: 135-611 (158 amino acids)
Source: RefSeq, a predicted model, not a curated record
AAAAUGGCAACCAUCAACUGACAAGCAGACAUUGUAACUUUUUCAGCCUAAAUCCAAAAUUUGUUGUGAACUUUAAAAAACAUAAAACUACUAACUUAAAAAAUUAGCUCAAGGAAAAUAAAUUUAAUUUCAUCAUGUCUCAAAUUUCCACUGAAACUUUGGAUAUGGAUAAUUUAAUUUGCGAUUUAAAAGCAACAGUAACUGCUUUAGAAUGUCAACAGAAAAUGGAGCUAAAUAAAAAUCAAAUUCCGGUCGAGGUAAGAAAUUUGGAUUGUAACCAGAAAUGUAAAAGAAAAAGUGAAAGCAGAACUAUGAUACCUUCUGUUCCAAGUGGACAUAAAAAAAAUAAGGAAAAAAAUCGCACCAAGAAAAAGAGAAAAGAAAAAGAAGACGAAUGUGCCUUUGUAAGUCCCGAAAUGCGAGCAGGAGUUUUAUACACAAAAUGUGAAUGUGUUUUUAGAAAUGGUCUUCAGGACGAUUGUCCAUUAACCCUUUGCCAGGGUCAACCUGAUUGUUUAAUAAAACCCUGGCCAGAAUGUCCACCUGGAAAAUACUUUCGUACUCGGCAACAUUAUAUUUCAUCCCAAAUUUCAAAUGCCUUAAGUUUAUAAUCAUCUCUGAUAAUAAAUUUUUUAUUUUUAUAAAAAUAGCAAAUAUGCACUUGAUACAGAUCAGCUUCAGUAAUUAGCUUCAUGCAUAGAUUUCCUCAGUCAACUUAUAUAGAUUAGAGUAAAAAAGAAGUACUUAAGUAUUUUGACAAUAAAAAGAAAAUAAUUGUUAAAAAUUCGAACAUACGUUGUAUACAAAUUAA